AUGAAAGCAGCUUGCAAUCAGCAGACAAAACGCCGCUUCAGGCAUUCAGAUGUUCAGCCGAUGGAAACGGGAUUCGAAAGAUAUGUUAGGCUUUUAGGACUGGACCUAUCCGAGUACUUUUACCCCUUCGAAAACAAUAUUGAUUUCGAAGAGCCACCGACUGACGACAAAAGCACCCCACCGAAACACCAAAUGGAAGACCGGCAGAUUCAUUCUGUGCCCCCAACCCCGCCUUCUACUCCAUCGAACAGGAUUGCGGGCGGCCUGUCUACUUUGGGACCCGCAAGGGAUCCAAGGCCUGCAACAGUGUCCCGUAGGGCCUGGAAGCAACUCAAGAAAAUCAUAGAGCGCCAGAAGAAAGUAGCCGAGGCUGCAGAACCCAAUCGCGCAAUCGCGAUUGCACCUGAAGAGAGCUGUGGGGACGGUGAACCUAAUCAGAAAUCCGAGAAAAAAGAAGAGCCCGAAGUCAAUAAUAAAGAAGAGCCUGAAAUCAAUAACAAAGAAGAGCCCAAAGUCAAUAACCUAGAAGAGCCCGAAGUCAAUAGCAAAGAAGAGCCCGAAGUCAAUAACAAAGAAGAGCCCGAAGUCAAUAACAAAGAAGAGCCCGAAGUCAAUAACAAAGAAGAGCCCGAAGUCACUAACAAAGAAAAGCCCGAAACCAAUCCUCGUUGCGAGGAAAUACAAAACUCGCAUUUAGAAGACUUCAAACACUCACCUGAUAGGUCCAAGGUAGAAGAAUUCCCGCCGCCCAAAACAUGCUUUUCGAGAUCCGUUCAACAACGCUCCUGCAAUGUCGAGGCGUCGAACACAGUAAAAGACCAGAAGGAAGCAUCCACAUCCAAGAAGAAUGCUGUGAGCUGGUACCCUGUGGCAGAGGUUGUGACUGUCGAGACCGAAAGUCCAACAACAACCCAUCCAGUCGACAUAAGCACUGCUGGGCUCGUUGAGAAAUCCACGCUAAGAUCUUGUAGGCGCAUCAUGAAUCGCCAGAGUCCUGCGAUUGGUAGCGGCUCAAGCAGCUCUCGAGAUUUGCUCAAGGAUUAA
Messenger RNA from Eimeria necatrix, 1044 nucleotides. RefSeq lists its product as hypothetical. Bases 1 to 1044 code for a protein of 347 amino acids. The record is from RefSeq and is a predicted model, not a curated record. NCBI's taxonomy places the organism in Eukaryota, Apicomplexa, Conoidasida, Eucoccidiorida, Eimeriidae. The transcript has a single exon.